This is a messenger RNA of Rubroshorea leprosula, 1661 nucleotides long. The record is from the annotation of a GenBank genome assembly. NCBI's taxonomy places the organism in Eukaryota, Viridiplantae, Streptophyta, Magnoliopsida, Malvales, Dipterocarpaceae.
AUCAGACCAAAACCCUCCCAAAUUCUUCCUCUUAUACCUAGUCUCCGAACCAGGAUCAAUCCAACUAGGAUUAUCUGACUCAACAGACCCCUCUUCACUCACAUCACCCUCCACAGCAACUGUCUUAGCAUACCUACUCUGAUUAUCAAGAGAGAAGUAAUCAGACCUUAUCAUACCUUUCGUAUCCCCUUCAAUCCCCUCCAAAUUCCUCUCCGGACUCACCCGGUCCAAAUGUAGUAACAAGCGACAUGGGUGAGGUUUGCUCUACAAAUGUUAUGGGUAAGGCUUCUCUCUCUUAUUUCCCUCCUGAGAUGGUUGACGGAAAGCCAGUCGUGAAACUGCCUAGCUCAGUCUAUCAAGAAGGAAUCAAAUCUUGGGAGAAUUGCCUUAUUGGGAGUUUCUUGGGUAGUUCCUCUCCGAAUUAUGGUGAUAUUGUAUAUACAGUUAAUCACCUCUGGGGCAAGAAAGGGAAAAUCUUAGUUACUGGUAUGGGUAAUGGUACUUUCCUGUUCCAGAUUCCUGAUAGUGCAACUAGAGAUUGGGUUCUAAAUUCCAAGAUUCCAUGGCAUGUAAGGCACAAGAUCUUGAUUCUACGAAAGUGGGACCCUAAUGCAGUGCUCUCCAAGGCCAAACCUGCAAAGAUGCCAAUCUGGGUUAAGGUAUGGGGUGUGCCUUUGUCUCUUUAUACGCCUAAAGGUCUGAGCUACAUUGCUAGUGUAAUUGGGCGACCUUUGUCUCUCGACAAGGCUACUGAGCAGCGUACUCGUGUUAAUUUUGCCCAAAUAUGUGUUGAAGUAGAUGUUGAAAAGAUUCACACUCUUCCUGAGUCUGCACCUAAGAAUUUCAUUAUGGUUUCUGAUUCUCUGUUGCCUGGAUGGACUGCACUUAACAACUAUGAGCAUGCCAAAUUAGGAAGAAUUUGGGUAUUUCAUAGACCCCAUAUUCACAUGUCUAUAUUUAGUAUGCAUCAUCAGGCCAUUCAUUGUCAUGUAUUCAAUUCAACAACUGCUCAAUAUCUGUUCUUGAGUGUGAUAUAUGCUGAUCCUUAUUCUAUUGAUCUGAGGCAAGAUUUAUGGGGGGAGCUAGUAGCCAUAGGUCAAGCUUUGCCUAAUGUACCCUGGUUAGUUGGGGGAGAUUUCAAUGAAAUCAGGGAUUUGUGUGAGAGAUCAGAUUGGCAAUCCAUUUCUUGUCUUCCGAAGGAGUCAGAGGUUUUCAAUAAGAUGCUUAAUGAAGUUGAAAUUCAUGACUUGCCCACUGCUAGCUCAUUCUUUACUUGGUCAAAUAAGAGGAACUUAGACCCCAUUGCAAAAAAGCUAGAUCGUUUAAUGGUAAAUGAGUUCUGGUUCGAUGUCUUCCCCAAUACUACUGCAGCAUUUCUACCACCAGCUAUGCAAGAAAUUGAGAGCUUUGAAAUUAGUUCUUCGGAAGCUAAAUAGAGAGCACUACUGUGAUUUGCAGAAUAGAUUACAACAAGAGAAAAGCAAGCUACAUAUUAUACAAGCAGAUUUGUUGGCAUCUCCUCAUGAUGCUUUAGUCAGUAUUGAGCAUGAGCAAGCUCAGAAGGUGGCUGCUUUGCAACUGGCAGAGGAGUCCUAUUUUAAGCACAAAUCAAGGAUUCAAUGGCUAAAAGAGGGUGAUGGCAAUACAACCUAUUUCCAUAA